UACUGUUGAUCGUAGUCUUGUCGUGUAUCUCGAGCAGUUCGAAUCGUUUCGAAAAAGAAAGCGGUUAAAUAAUCAAAGACGAGAGAAAAAAAAAGCGUAUAACCAACCGACCAACAAGAGAAUAAAACCGAACACGAAGAAAACAAAAUUCAAAUCUUCUGUUCUUGUGUGUAUUGAAGAAAAAGACGGUUAGCUCUUUUGAGUGAGUGAGUGGUGUUAAGUUAAAAAACGAUAAAACCGAGUAAAAUAUAGAAAAAAAACUAAAAAUGGAAAGUAUACCGGGAGUGAAACAAUUGGUGUACCUGUGUUUGUUUGCCAUUUUGUCAACAGAUCUCUUAUUAGUUCAUGGCCAAUCGGUUGAAGUGUAUCCGAAAAAUGUAACGGCGGCCGAAGGACAAAAUGCCACGCUGUUGUGUCGAACCAGCAGCCCUCUGCAGUACUGUCGAUUCGAAAUACCGGGCGAGAGCGCAAUCCGACUGUCCGACAAAUAUGAAUCCAAAUUUCCCGGCUUCAAAUACUUUGGCGAUGGUUUGGAACAGGGUGUCUGCGGUGUGGCCAUUCAAAAUGUGAAAACUAUAAACAAUGGACCAGUCAAGUGCAUCUUGGGUUUGGAUCAGAUUGAUAUUGAGGGGUUAAUCGAUUUGGUUGUUGCAUUGCCACCAAAACGACCAGAAAUCAAGAUAAACACCGAAUUGCAUCGAAGCUCUUUCGAAAUUGAUCAAGAUUUCCAAGCCACAUGCAUCUCGCGCGACGGCCGACCACCUGCAACACUUCAAUGGUUCCUCGAUAACGAGCCGAUUGUCGAAAGUAUUUCAGCACCACGCAUCGUUCAAGAUUCGUUAAUUGGCCGUAACACCACCUUAUACACGGUUAGCAUUCAACUCAAUCGUCGCCUGCGUGCCAGUGAUGAUCGCAAAUUUUUAAUUUGCCGCUCAACCCAUCCAGCUGAUCAGCCACAAGAAGAUCGAUUCCAGCUUAGUGUCCGAUACCGACCACAACCACUGCAAGAGAACCGUGUAUACGGUUUGCCUUUGGGCGCAACAGCACUAGUCAACGUUACAAUUACGGCCAAUCCACGUCCCCGCAUCGAAUGGUCCAUUGAUGGUUUGCCAAUUGCACAGGGCCAACAAAAUAGCCGCUUUGAAGCGUAUCAACCCAUCGAUUUGGGCAACGGUACUUACAAUGUUACACUCGCCAUUGCCGGUCUCACCGUCGAAGACACAACAAAAACCUACUACUUACGAGCAUCAAACGAAUUCGGCUCAUCCGAUUACUCGGUGUACAUUAGCUCAUCGCCGCACGUGGCUGAAACUGGCAUCGAUAUCGGAUCAAUUAUUGGCAUCAUCGUUGGCGUUGCUAUUCUAUUAGUCAUUGUGUCAGUGAUUGUAUUCGCCCGUGCCACUGGCAAAUGGUGCUUUUCCGGUGCCUCAGUAAAUACUGACAUUGGACCCGAUUCAGAAGCACAAAUUGCACCACACCACGACGAUUAUGAAGAUAAAGAAUACGAUCAUGAAACGGACGAACGGCAUGCGGAAACUCAGCAUACGGAAAAAAAUGAAAAAACACAACAACAACAAGCACAACAGCAGCCACAACAGCGAAAUGGCAACGAACAAAAGACCAACACACCCGUUUAACUUUAGCGUCACCUCAUCAAGACACAUUCGAUAAAAACAAAACGAAAAAAAAACACAAAAAUCAAUUAAAUAUGAAACAAAUCAAGCUCACUAGUUUAACGAAUGAUAAUAAAAACAACUAAAUACAUCAACAACUAAAAAACCGGCAGAUAAGACACACACUAAACAAAAGUAAAGAGAUGGACAGAUAAAGGAACCAUCAUAAUUUGAAAGUAAAACUCGAAAAAACGACAGCGAAACUGUUGUUGUUUUUUCGUCGAUAAACGCUAACGAGAGAGUUUUUUCGAGAAUUGAACUGAGCGGAACAAUGAAAAUGCGUCAGCAUUUAUCUAUAGACUAUGUAAAUGACGCGUCGUGAUAAAGAUUUCAUGAAAUGCGUUGUUGCUGUUGUCGUCCAGUGUGUUUAAAGAAAACAAAGUGAGAGAUUGAAAUGUCGUGUCACUUUUACUGCCAAUAGAUAGUGUAUUGUCGUAGUGAUUUCUUUAUAAUAAUAUUCAACAAACUACUUGAUUGUUGCGCACACGGGAGCGCCACCGAUGAAAUCUUGAUUCGAUCGGCGACACUUCUGUUUAGAUCAACGAUUAUUUUUUCUGCUCUCCUUUCCACUCUCGUUUUAUGGAAAUCAACCCGAAGCAUCGCACACAUUUCUCAAUGGCACAGAUUUAAAAAAAGCAGUAAACAAAGAGCCGAGUGCAAAAUGUCGCCGUGACUAAUAAUAAAAUAUCAUUAAGAAUUCGCAUUGUGUGCGCAAAAACAGCUAUUUUCUUCUUUCGCUGGCUUUUGUUCGUUGCUUGACUACGUACAUUCCGCGUGUGUGUCAUCUUUUUAGUUGUUGCUUUUAGCCGAAAAGUAUAAACUAUAGAAAUAUUUUGUCUUGUGUAUGUUCUCAUAAAUAAAUCGCGUACUAAUAAUAGAAGUUGAAGAAAAAACUAUACAAAAACGGAACUCUUUGAAAAAGAUAUCGUUAGCCCAAUUUUUCCUUUCUCGCAUUUUAUAAUUUUUACCAUUAGAAACGAAUUUUAAGACUAAAACCAACAAACACGAACCGUGUCUCACGCACACACGUGACACACACCAACAAAAGUAGCUGGAAUAACCCGCUCUCGUAUGGUUUUGUGUUCGACAUUCGAAAACAGCCUGCGGACCUAUGGUCGCGACAGCUUUAAGAAAAAUCAUUUUAAAAAAAUUCCAGUUAGAAAUUUAAGUCAAGCAAAAUUUUUAAAACAAAAAUUCAUACUUGUUUGCGGAUUGAAGAAAAAAAAAUUUUUAUUUCAAAGAGAGAUUCCGUCCUACGUUAAAUUCAAGUCUUUCUGUCUUUCUACCGAAACUCAUGCCUUCCCCGAAUGAAAAUAAAUCGCGUCUAAUCGCACCCGAACAUUCACUUUUUACCGCUUAGCACAAUCACACGCUUACACUCUCACACACACACACAUGUACUUCCUUUCCGAUUUACUUUUGCAAACAAUUUGUAUAAGCCAAAACCAAACCAUUUUCUAUUUUCGGAGAAAAAGAAUUAAGCCCAUUUUAACAGCAGAUAAAAAUCAAAGCAAUAAAACUGAAUCACACACACACAAAGCGCUACAAAUAUUAUAAUCGUAUUUUUGAAUCACUUUCCCGCCUUUAAUAACCUCUAUCUCUGUGUAAAGUUCCGAGAGAGGAAGACAAGAAGAGAAGAAAAAAAAACAGAAAUCUUCUUUAAUAUAUUUAAUUAGUGUUAAACGGAAAGCAACGGUAUGAGCUAAAUAUCAAGUUUUGUAUUUUAAAACCAUUGCCAUUAAUAAAUAAUAACGCGCAAGCAAAACAAAACAAAAAUGAAGAAAAACAAAAAGAAGAAGGAGUAAAAAAUCGAGAAAAAAUUAAUGAUUUUACAUACGAAACAUAUAAUAUGUGGAAUGGAUUUGAAAAUAAGCGCAGUAGAGUCGGUUAGUUGUGUAGCAUUUAGACUUAGUAAUUUAAAACGACGAGCAACAGAGAAAAAAAGAGAAAGAGACAGAGAGAAUAAACAAAAUAACGAUAAAAAUGAAACAAAUUGCAGACAGAAAAAAAAGUAAAUGGAAAAUGAAACCAACUUAUAUGUAUUUUACAUUUAAACAUUAAACGAUUUUAAUUUCUUAACCGUAAGAGACAUAAUUUAUAAAUUAUAAUAAAUGAAAAAAAAAUUGAAAUAAUAAUAAUGAACAAAAAAAAAAACAACAACCUGCAUCAAAUCCCGCAAAACGAAAAUGAGAAAAAGAGAACGAGAAAAAAAACAUGAAAACAGAAAAAUUGUGUAAGCCAAAACCAAAACAGUUUUAGUCCGGUUCAUUUUGUCCCAAUGUUCACACUCGUUUUUUUUUUCUUCUUAAAUCACAAAAUUGAAAUGUGGCAAUCGCCAAUUUUAAAUCCGCCGUAAAUAAUUUGUGUUUACCGUAACCGAAGUGGAAAAUGAAACAAAUCACCAUCAUCAAAAGACAUUUUUACUAGAUUAGAUACGAAUCUCCAAUCCAAUCUCUAUUUUUGUACAUGCCGUAGAUAGAAAACCAUCUCUGUGUCAAAUCUUUUUUGAGGAAAAAAAAUUGUUCAAUAAAAACCAACAAAGUUUUUUUUACAACAAAAACCAAAUCGAUGUUGAAUUUUCUUGUCGUGAAUGAAAAACAGAACCAAUGAAGUGAGCGAGUCGAACACAUGAUGACUGUAAAUAAUUGAAACAGGUCGAUUAUUCGCAACGAUGCAUAAAACGAAUGUCAAUUGAUAAAAUUGUUCUUGUUUAGAUGCACACAAUGCAUGAAGCGCCCACAAAAGCACGCGACAUCACACACACACACACACACACCGAAUGCUUUCAAGAUCAGUGUCACCUUCAGACUUCCGAGACCGCACCGAAAUUCUAUUCAAUUUGCCCGACAGAGGAAAAAAAAAGUGUUUUGUGUAAAUAGCCUUCAGUCAAAUGUUUUCAAUUUUCGCGCGCACCGAAACAAUGAAGCGGUAAUUAUAUCUCAUUGUAAAGACAAAUACCAUUUUGUGCAAACAUUUACUUGUGAUGAAUCCAAUUUUGGCGUUGAAGAGGUAAGACGUAGUCUCUAUGUUUUGUGUACAUACAACGGCGUAUUGUGCAAGUUGAAAUUGAAUUUGAAAAGACAUAGUGCAAAAAAAAGUGUAGACUCACGAGCCGUUUUUUUCCCUUCGUCUCUUCACUUCAUCAUUUCAAUUAGAUAUAGUGAACCAAUAAAAUGCACGAACCCAAAAAUUAAUGCACAAUUCACGUUUUUCCAAUCAACAAUUGAAAGAGAGAGAAGGAGAGAGAGAGAGAGAGAGAGAGAGAGAGAGAGAGAGAGAGA
Sitodiplosis mosellana (orange wheat blossom midge) is the source of this 4954-nucleotide messenger RNA. RefSeq names its product fasciclin-3 (gene Fas3). The transcript is spliced from 7 exons. Gene Ontology annotation, cellular component: cell-cell junction. Lineage: Eukaryota; Metazoa; Arthropoda; Insecta; Diptera; Cecidomyiidae. The record is from RefSeq and is a predicted model, not a curated record. Gene Ontology annotation, molecular function: cell adhesion molecule binding. Gene Ontology annotation, biological process: cell-cell adhesion. The coding region runs from base 267 to 1637 and encodes 456 amino acids.